AUGUCGGCUAUCCUGAAUACCAACCCAAACACCCCACGUAGAUCUCCAGACAUUGACCGAAGCACUCCCACCGCGACCACCAGCAGCACUGCGACCCUGACCACGUUCAGUCUGUCCUCCUUCAGCCUCAACACCACUACAUUGACGAAAAAAUACCAGUCCGUCGUCCAGGGCGAAGAAGAGUAUCACCUGAAGCACCUGACACUGGCUUUGAAGCUCGGUGCUCCGCUGGUCGAGUGCUGUGGAGAUGAUUUCACAAUUCACCAGUGCGAGGCUGCGCAAGAAGGAAUCGAGUUCGACAAGAUGCAGGACAUAGACGACAUCCACCGCGAUGUGACGGAAGGGCGAAUGGGACACGACCUUGGCCUCCAUCGUUUGAGGGCCGUGGAGGCGAGGAAGGAGCUCUACUCGACGCCGACUCGAAUCAUAGCAUACGGGAUCGCCUGCGUUGCGAUCGGCUUAUACGCCUUCGACGCUCAACCCAAAGACCUCUUCCCUAUCUUUGUCCUCGGCUGCCUCCUGGCAUGGAUGCAGCUGUUCCUCACUCCCAGGUCGAGGGGUUUCUCCGACCUGUUCCCUUUCCUGGCGGCAGCUCUGCUGACCGUCGUCUCUCUUGGGUUGGGCUCCAUUCAUCAUCAUGGAGUUCCGCUCUUUUGCUGGACUGCUAUCGCCGAAGGGACAGUCGCCAUCAUCUUGCCGGCGUACACCAUGCUUGUCGCAACCUCAGAGGUUCUGUCCAACCGAUCCGUUUGCGGAACCGCUCGGCUUGCUAAGACAAUCUUCUAUACCAUGAUGUUGAGCUUGGGGAUGGGUUGUGCCAUCUUCACUCUCAGCAACGCAAUCGUCCUCCAAGCUCGUUGGAAGCAGAUUCCCGGCAUGGUGCUGGUGGCUGUCGCUUUCGUCCUGAUUUCGUUCUGGCUCAAUCUCAAGGUUGGGCUGAGCAGCCCGGCACUGUUGAUGGUCGCCUCUUUCUUUGCAGGCCUCCUCGCACAGAAUUACGGGUCUUGGACGAAUAACCGGGUCAUCAUCGUGCUGACGCCCACACUGUUCUUCUCCAUUCCGGGGGGCCUGUUGGCCAGGGAGAGCGGUGGGGUGCAUCUGUCGGUCGGCAAAGGUCUCUUGAUUGACCUGGCGACAGUCCUGGCCGUUCUUGAAUCCUCGGUGGGGGUGUGGGUUGGGUUGAAGUUGGCAGCGCUUGUGCACAGCCCUCGGGAAAAGCAAAGGCACUGCAUAUGUGGGAAAGUCGUCUGA
This is a messenger RNA of Capronia coronata CBS 617.96, 1251 nucleotides long. RefSeq lists its product as uncharacterized. Bases 1 to 1251 code for a protein of 416 amino acids. The record is from RefSeq and is a predicted model, not a curated record. Gene Ontology annotation, biological process: transmembrane transport. Gene Ontology annotation, molecular function: transmembrane transporter activity. Lineage: Eukaryota; Fungi; Ascomycota; Eurotiomycetes; Chaetothyriales; Herpotrichiellaceae. The transcript is spliced from 2 exons.